Messenger RNA from Marmota flaviventris (yellow-bellied marmot), 906 nucleotides. The record is from RefSeq and is a predicted model, not a curated record. NCBI's taxonomy places the organism in Eukaryota, Metazoa, Chordata, Mammalia, Rodentia, Sciuridae.
AUGGCACCUUUGACCCAAGCUCCCCCGGCUCCAGACGUCCGUGGACUCUGCAGCCCGGACUCCAUUCCUGACUCCACGUCCAGGGCCAGCGCGACCCGGGAAAGCCCGCUGCUACCCUUGCAGGCCACACCCAGCUGCCGCCUGUUCCUGUUCCAGAACACGAGCUGGACCCUCGGAAGGCAGACUCCAGACCUCAGACCCGGGCUCUCGACGCCAUGCUUCUCUGAAAAGAGAGAAAACCAGGAAUUUGGUGAGAGAAUAAGAGGUAGCAAUGAGAAGUGGACACAGGAGACAGAGCAUGGAGAGAGAGGUCCCGAGGAGCUGCCUGGGGCGGGCAGGGAACCCCUACUCCAGGCCCCUGAUCUGACUGGAAUCAGGGCAUCCAGAGGGAAUGAGCCUGCAAGAUUGCUUCCUGCACAAUGUUCCUGCCCAGCCCGGGGCAGGCGGCCCAGUACCCCAGAGGUCCCUGAGGAGGUUGAGCAGACCCAGCACAGCUCAGUGCAGGACCCAGCAGCAGAGACCCCCCAGCUCCUACACCAUGGGACCAACCUGCACCAGGCACCAGGCACCAGGCAGCCAGAUGAUCAAGGUCAACUGCUCCAUUCAGCAUCCAGAGUACAACGAACCUCAGGAUCCAGCGACCUCAUGCCCAUCCAGCUGCGGGACCCAGCCACAGCCUCGGACUCCAUCAGCCCCAUGAGCAUCGCCUCCCAGUGUCCCACCCUUGGAACCAGCUGCUUGGUCUUGGACUGGGGUUGGCUGUCCAAUAGUGGUUUGAGGUGUGUCUGUCUCUGGGUCCACCUUCGUCCAUGGCUGUCCCUGUCUAGCUACUGACUCUGUGUCAUCCAUCACAGGAAGCAUUUUGCAGGGUCUGGCUGUCCUGGUGAUGUCCAAGACGUCCUGCAG